Messenger RNA from Eruca vesicaria subsp. sativa (arugula), 203 nucleotides. The record is from the annotation of a GenBank genome assembly. NCBI's taxonomy places the organism in Eukaryota, Viridiplantae, Streptophyta, Magnoliopsida, Brassicales, Brassicaceae.
GCUUAAUUCCAGGCUUCAAAAUCAGCAAAUCCGCUGCUGGCAACAUUGUCAUCUUCUGGAGCGUGCUCGUCGGGGACAAGUUGCAGGUUUGGUGUGCCGAGAUUUCACUUGAGAGGCGGGAUAGCCAGAUUUGGGGGAUCAUCCAGUGCAUUCAUCAUGUCUUCACUAUGGACCCUGACCUCUAUGAUUUGUCUUCUAUUAAU